Aedes albopictus (Asian tiger mosquito) is the source of this 2505-nucleotide messenger RNA. RefSeq names its product augmin complex subunit dgt6 (gene dgt6). Gene Ontology annotation, cellular component: mitotic spindle microtubule; HAUS complex. The coding region runs from base 177 to 2402 and encodes 741 amino acids. The record is from RefSeq and is a predicted model, not a curated record. The transcript has 3 exons. NCBI's taxonomy places the organism in Eukaryota, Metazoa, Arthropoda, Insecta, Diptera, Culicidae. Gene Ontology annotation, biological process: spindle assembly. Gene Ontology annotation, molecular function: microtubule binding.
GUUGCGUGCAGUGCGCUGAUGCGAAAUUCAAAAAGCGGCGCACUGUCAGCCGGUGUAAUUUUUGUUCGAUGGCCGACCGUUUAUCUUUACCUUCGCAAAUUAAUAUUGUGAUUUUUCGGAAAUUUAGCACAGUUUUGUCCAAUGUUAUCGAUAAAACGAAGUGAAAUUCAGUGAAAAUGAAUAGAACCAUCAGCAUGAAGCGUCUGAAUACGCCUUCCGGUGCGACAAAUGUGUGUGGUGUAGCGGAGGAACAGUUGGAUGCAGCGAUAUUCCAUUGUUUGACGGUGCUCACCAAGCGACAUGCACCAUCGGAACAGUUUCGUGCCGUGUUUGCCAAGGGAAUGUUCCUUAAGCCAAACACCAAGGCUUUCAUUCACGUACUGCAUUUUCUGUUUAACGCGUACGAUGCCAAGGAGUUCCGGAAGCGUUUCUACUGGCCAAUUUUCGAUAAGAACGCAGAAAGUGCCUUUCGCAGUUCGACCGUGGAGUAUGUGAAUCAUCUGGUCGAGCGCGGGAAGCUGGACAUGGAGAAGAUCAAGGCGCACACGGUGGUCCUUCCGGGUGGGUUGAAGUUCAUGAAGUUCCUGCUGGUGCUGAUUCGGUUCGUUACGAAGGAAGAGUUGCGACGGACUGGAGCGAAUUCUGGAGGAAAGAUAAUCUGCAAACGUGAUGUAGUGCAGCUGUUGGAGCAUCACCGAGAAUGGGAGGAAGUGGGAACCAAGAUCCGAGAUGCGAUACAAAGGGAUGUCGGGGUGAUUCAAGCGAGAAUUCAGGAAAUUGAUGAAUGGCUGGAGAAGCUGUUUGCGGACUGCCAGGGGCCGGCGAAACAAAUGAGCUAUGAAAAGCUGAUGGAACUGUGGGGAACAAUCAACAGGAAGCGAUUCGAAGAGACUGAAGCGAAACGAUGCAAACUGCAAGAAAUAACGACGGAAUAUAACAAAGUUAUUUCGUCGGCGAAAAGGAAACUGGAGCCAAAGGAGUUGUCGUUGGGAAUCAAAGAGGACGAACUGAAGGAAACGUUGUAUCGUUUGGAGGUUUUGUUUCCGGAUAAUGCCUGUCACUUCCGAGAGGUAUUCGAUGAGAAUGGAAAAAUCGACGCCGUAAAAAUGUUUGAAAUUUUGAUAUUCCUGGUCCCGGAUAUAAACCGUCAUUUAUCGGGCUUCUCCGUUCGCAGCAUUGAAUCGCUUAAAUUUGAAAUGAAGGAACUCUCAAAAGUCGUCUUAAAAUCCGACAGUAUUUGUCAUGAGUUGGCAUCCCUACGUAGAAGUUUGCCCUUUGGAGACGCAAAAUUUCACGAACUUCAAAAUCACAAUCAAGCCGACGAGCUAAAUGCUGAUCUCGGAAUCAGGAACAAAAUUUUUAAUACUCCCCCUAUUACUCUCAAUUUCCAAGAAGAUGGCGAAACAGGAAGCAGACCAAUAUCUAAAAGAAAUCGGCUUGCUUUAUUGGAUGAUGAUCAGAUUCACCAAAUGAAUCUACGGAUGCGACUCCUAUCCUCAAGCAUUUGUCAGCAGUUGCCUAGAACUCCUCGUUCCGCCAAGAAACCCAAGGUGGCCCCUGCAAGUCCCGGUGCCAGCGUAUUUGCCGUUCCAAAACUUGCCCGCAAGGAGAAGAUGAAUCCACUGUCCAUGCUAAACAAAAUAACGGCCCACGGCAAGCCAAAACCAAAGCCACCACAGCAACUGCCAGUCAACAGCACCCUCAACAUCUCAUCUCUUUCAACUUUGGGAGAAAUCUCUCUUCGCCCGGAAUUCUCAUCGACCCUUCUCGGAACCCCAGAAAAACAAACCUCCCAACCUGAUCCUACAAAAGAUCUCCCCGCCGCAGUGCAACCAGCAUUUCAACCGUCGCCUCGCCUCAAAGCCAUCUACAGCCAGGAUUUGAUCAGGGAAGCCCCCUCAUCUGCCAUCACGGCAAUCCCCCCAGAUUUCCUGCUCGGUCAAAACAGCGGCAGCAAAAACAGCAAACGGAGAAGUUCGCUGCUACAGCUCGACCAGCUGCAAACCUCUCCGUCCGGCAAGCUGGAGUCGCUGGUGAUGAAAGCGAAAGCCGCAGUGCCUUACAGAAUGCCGAAAAUCAGCAUUACCACACCGGCUGAGGAUGUGGACUCGGGCAUAGGUGAAAGGCUAGAGGGUCAGGAUGUGGCGGAAGAGAUGGGUUUUCCGGAAGCGAAUGGCCAGGACGAUUUGGAGCGGACGCUGCAUCAAGAGAGUAAUGACGCCUCGUUGGACGAUCUCUCGAAUACGCUGGUGGCGUUAGGACUGAGUCAGUUAACGCUUACAUCGCCACCGAACGACUGCAUCACCAGUGAUGAACCUCACCCUGCUCCUGCCGUUCCGAUGCAAACACUGGAUGAGGACUUGUUUAAUGUAAGUGAUGGUAUUUUAACAGAUUUCGAUUGAUUAUUACUUCCAUUGUUCCGUGAUUUACCUAUGUAUUUAUCCGCAAAGUUUAGUAUAUAAUUAGCGGUAGGAAUGCAAAUAGAAGCCUCUCAAUUUUACACGA